Molecule: messenger RNA, 2030 nt
Organism: Ixodes scapularis (black-legged tick)
Lineage: Eukaryota; Metazoa; Arthropoda; Arachnida; Ixodida; Ixodidae
Gene: Idh3a
Product: probable isocitrate dehydrogenase [NAD] subunit alpha, mitochondrial
Exons: 10
Coding region: 277-1374 (365 amino acids)
Biological process (GO): tricarboxylic acid cycle; isocitrate metabolic process
Cellular component (GO): mitochondrion
Molecular function (GO): magnesium ion binding; isocitrate dehydrogenase (NAD+) activity; NAD binding
Source: RefSeq, a predicted model, not a curated record
AAACCUGGCCAAGCUCGUUUUGAGGGACAAUAUAUUAACGUUUAUAUCAUAUACAAAUAUUAAUUUCAAAGUAGCUGUCACUAGGUAUUUAUGCGUUAUUGAGCUUACAAAUUUGAUAAAACGUAAAGGAAAAAAAUGUUUCUAUUCUUAUUAACUGCAAGAUAGUGCGUGGUGCGUGCGUUCGUCGAUAGGGUGCUUACCUGCGGGCCUGCGGUUUCUCUUUUGACUCGUGUGGAGAUCUCUCAUUGAAUUCGGGUGAAUCGCACACGAAGAAAGAUGCCCGCUGGACUCAGAAAUAUCUGCGCACCGUUCCUGAGGCGUACCCUUGGCCCCGCCUUAAAGAGGCACGCUUCCACCGAUGUGCGGACGGUCACGCUCAUUCCCGGAGACGGCAUUGGGCCGGAGAUCUCCGCCUCCGUCCAGGAGAUCUUUAAAACAGCAGGGGUCCCGAUCCAGUGGGAGGUCGUGGACGUCACUCCAGUCAAGGGUCCCGAUGGCAAGUUCGGCAUCCCGCAGAAGGCCAUAGACUCGGUUAACAAGAACAAGAUCGGCCUCAAGGGCCCCCUCAUGACCCCCAUCGGCAAGGGCCACCGAUCCCUCAACCUUGCACUUAGGCAGGCGUUCAAUCUGUAUGCCAAUGUGCGGCCGUGCCGUUCCAUCGAGGGCUACGAGACGCCGUACAAGGACGUGGAUGUGGUCACGAUCCGAGAGAACACGGAGGGAGAGUACAGCGGCAUUGAACACGAGAUUGUGACGGGAGUGGUUCAGAGCAUCAAGCUGAUCACAGAACCAGCGUCGAGGAACAUUGCCAACUAUGCGUUUGAGUAUGCCAAGGCAAACAACCGUAACAUGGUCACUGCUGUCCACAAGGCCAACAUCAUGCGGAUGUCGGAUGGCCUGUUUCUUCGCUGUUGCCGGGAUGCUGCAGAAAGGAAUCCUACCGUAAAGUACAACGAGAUGUACCUGGAUACGCUCUGCCUUAAUAUGGUUCAAGACCCGUCUAAAUUCGACGUACUGGUCAUGCCUAACCUCUACGGCGAUAUUCUCAGCGACCUGUGCGCCGGCCUUGUCGGCGGAUUGGGAGUCACGCCGAGCGGCAACAUUGGUUCCGACGGGGCCAUCUUUGAGUCGGUCCACGGUACAGCCCCGGACAUUGCCGGCCAGAACAAAGCCAACCCAACGGCGCUGCUUCUGAGCGGCAUUAUGAUGUUGCGCCACAUGAAGCUCAGCAACUUUGCCGACGUCAUUGAGGUCGCCUGCUUCGACACCCUGCGGGAAGGAAAGUACUUGACUGCCGAUUUGGGCGGCAAUGCCAGCUGUUCCGACUUCACGUCCGAAAUCUGCUCCAAGGUGGUUGCUGCGCAGAAUAAAUGAUUGAUCUAUUGAUUUAUUGAAGUGGCGAGAAACCUACCAUCUGAUUCUGCCUGUCAUUGAUGAUGCUUGUUUAGUUUGGAAGACGUUGCAACAACCAGAAAGUCCCCCAUUCUUUUCUUUCGUCAUUCUUUGUUGGUUAUUGCUGCUUUCUUCAAACACUUUCAACUAUCUUUUUUUUUUUUUUUUGUGAACUUUGCUGCUGUUUAUUGAUGCUCAUUGUGGUCAUCGCUCAAUUAGGUGGCCACUAAAAACAAAGUGAAGUGUUUUCUUGUCUUUCAAAUAAAUAAACGGAAAGGCCAAAACAUGUCUAACUUCCAGCUUAUCUAAAUCUAUGUAGCUGUUGCACGGCACUAGUCUUAGACGCCUAGAUUUCAAGCCAUUUAGUCGGAGAGGCAAAGUUCCUAUACAUGUUUUCACACCAAUUACCGUAAAAGCAUGUGUUUAAACAUUGUUAAUUUCUUUCUCGCUUGUUGUAUUAAAUUGUGAGCAGCACAAUAAAUGCACUGUUGCUAGUUAUACAAUUGUGUUACCCCGUAGAAUUUGUCUGCUAAAAUUACAUGGCUUAAACAUUAAUCUUUUGGUGCUUGGUGCCUGUACUUGGAGAUAACGUAUUAGCAAUUUCAUGGACUCGUUUCUAUUCUUUUUUUUUUUCACAC